Molecule: messenger RNA, 3077 nt
Organism: Fomitiporia mediterranea MF3/22
Lineage: Eukaryota; Fungi; Basidiomycota; Agaricomycetes; Hymenochaetales; Hymenochaetaceae
Exons: 10
Coding region: 20-1321 (433 amino acids)
Biological process (GO): protein neddylation
Cellular component (GO): nucleus; cytoplasm
Molecular function (GO): NEDD8 activating enzyme activity
Source: RefSeq, a predicted model, not a curated record
ACUACCACAUCUACUGCAGAUGGCUGCAAACGGAGAGACCCGCUUCAUCGACUGGCCAAACAGAUAUUUCCAUGUCGAUCAAGUAUUAGACAGACCAGGUCCUCGAACAGAGCCUGGCUUCAUGGCUGGAGAACCAAUUAAAGACUUCCUCCGCAAUCAAUGCAAGGUGCUUGUUAUAGGCGCUGGUGGACUAGGAUGUGAGAUCCUUGCAAAUCUGGCUUUGACUGGGUUCAAAGACAUCCAUGUCAUUGACAUGGACACGAUUGACAUCAGCAACUUGAAUCGACAAUUCCUCUUUCGACCCAAAGAUGUUGGGAAAUCAAAAGCCAUCGUCGCAGCAGAGUUUAUCAUGAAGCGGGUUCCAGGCGUAAGAGUCACUCCGUAUCACGGAAAGAUCCAAGACAAAGACACAUCAUAUUACAUGCAAUUCCACAUUAUUAUUUGCGGGCUGGACUCCGUAGAGGCUCGACGAUGGAUUAACGCCACAUUAGUUGGUAUGGUAGAUGAGGAGAACCCGGAGAGUUUGAAGCCGCUUAUAGACGGAGGGACCGAAGGCUUCCGAGGACAAGCUCGAGUCAUCUUACCAACCGUUACUUCCUGCUACGAAUGCUCCCUAGACUUACUAAACAAACCUACCGCUUUCCCUAUCUGUACUAUCGCAAACACUCCCCGCUUACCAGAACACUGCAUUGAAUGGGCCUCCGUAUUAGAAUGGCCUCGCGUAUUCGGCGAGAAAAAACUGGACACUGACGAUCCGGAACAUAUCAACUGGUUAUACACCACCGCCCUCGCUCGCGCAACUCAAUUCAACAUCGAAGGUGUAACCUGGUCCCUAACGCAGGGAGUCGUAAAAAACAUCAUCCCAGCCAUCGCUUCAACAAACGCCAUCAUCGCCGCAUCAUGUUGUAACGAAGCAUUCAAAAUCGCCACGAACUCAUCCGCAUACCUAGACAACUACUUCAUGUACAUCGGUACUGACGGCGUCUACUCAUAUACUUUCAAGCAUGAACAACGCGACGACUGUCCAGUCUGCGGAGGGAAAGCUGUGCUUUUCGAAGUUGGACGCGACUGGACUGUACAAGCCUUGAUAGACGCUCUCGCUGAGAGACCUGACGUACAAGUCAAGAGACCCUCACUCUCAACCAAACGAACAGACGGCUCAACAGCCAACAUGUACCUCCAAGGUCCCAAAGCACUCGAAGAGCUGACACGACCAAACUUGGAGAAGAAAGUUAUAGAUUUCGUAGAAGAGGGAGGCUCGAUCUUGGUCACUGCUGCUUCGCUACCAUUGAGUCUUGAUCUUGUUGUUAAAUAUGUGUAGAAUAGAUUUAUCAUUGUUUUGGGGUUUAAAAUGAAGAUGAAGGAAAUGAAAUGUAGGUUGUGGAUUAAGUUGUUUUGUACAAUACCUUUUGGCUACAAAGAUAGACUGAGUGAGGUGGAGAGAUGGGACUAGAAACCGCCUAAUCGCUUUUUUGGAGGUUUCUUCUUCCCUGUUCCUGGUCUUCCGCCGUGAACUCCCGGAAGGACUUGCGUGUUCGUCAUCAUUGCCGGUUGUGAACUUGAAAGAGCGGAGUCUAUCUGUGAACCACCGUAGGGCAUUUGUGUCUGAGUAUGCACCUGCACGGGAAGUCGCUGAGUAGCAGAUAGCGACACUUUGAUACCACCCGGCUGCUUUCCUUGUCCAGCCAGAGUCCUUGCUGCUACGAUCGUUGGCGGAGCUUGAGUGUGUACGGGACGAGACGGUCCACUAUCCCUCUCUCCAGAAAGACUUCGUUGUUGUUGUCGAUGCCGUCUCGAGCGACUUUGAACCCUAUCACGUUGAGCCUCCGCGCCGGAAGCGUCCAAAUCGUACGGGUCGACGUAUUCAUAUUUAUAUGGAUCGUCACCAACGUUCCAUUCUGAUAGUAGAAGUCGUACGCUGAGAGGCAUCUUGGCUAUUCCUUCACCUUCUACCGCAUCAGAACCUUCAUCUGUCUGAUUUUCGUCACCCUGUUUGGGGUUUCUUUGAUGCUUCUUCCCUUCCUUGACGACAGGUCGGAGGAACCCAAAGGUAACCUGAGGCGGCUCCUUCCCAGUCAGCGAGAGCUUCUCCGCUGCCUGUGUGAGUAGCGCAGUAUCUUCAUGCGCCUCCCCUUCGUUCACCUCCGCUCCAGAAGCUGGCAGUUCCUGUGUCGGAUUUCUUAUCGGAAUCGCACUAAAUACAUCAGCAGAUAAAGCCAAAUCAAGCGCAAGCUGUUCCCUCGCCUCCGACUCGCGUCUGUCAGCCGCAGAUAUCUCCUCUUCCCUACUAACGAGGUACGGAUCAAGUUCUUCAGCAGGAGUGGGCGUCUCUUUGAAUAAUUCGGGAGAUAUCUUGUUCAAGAUCGGUUGGAUGUUCAUAUGCCAGGCUGCUUUCUUCGCGACCUCAUCGAUGGGGAUGCGAGCUUGUUGACGAGCUCUGUAUCCACGUGCGGAGUCUAAGACUGUACCUGUUAGGAAGUCCGCCCGUGCUUCGUGUAAUGGUUGUUCUCCUGAACCGAACGCUACGUCAAAGAGCGUGUGUAUAUGAUCCUCUCCGAUAUCUGAACGCUGCCAGAAGAAUGGCAUUUUCUCCAACGUUUCGUAAACAUCCUCUGCUUUGGUUUCCUCGUUCGCAUCGCGUACUUUCUGUGCCUUUUCGCCAAAUAAUUCCUCGUAUACCCCACUCAGAUUUUCAACAAUGCGCUCUCGUGCCGCCAAUUUACCAUAAUCAGGUCGUAAGUCCUUGGAUCGUCUCUCAAGUUCACGAACUUCAUCGGACCACUGACACCGAAAUCGACUAUCGACGUACUCCUGCUCCGCAAUGCCGGUUGAAGUAUCAACCGAGCACUCAAGUUCCUGGUGGUGCAAACUCCCUUGCUCGGAAAGUUCAACCCGGGUGAAGGAACCAGACGGAGUUCCCGGAUGUCGAAUUAGAGUCCUUCCAGCAACAGGACCGCAGCAGAUGGCGUGAGGUAGUGAACGAGCGGGCAUUUGGCAUUGAAGCGGUCCGUCUUGUAGAUGACCGACAGAAAUGGCGGAAACGAGAUCAUUCUUAGAAGAACUGAGGAAUGCUAGAG